AUGGCGGGAAUUUCGAAUCCCCAGUGUGAAGAACCACUUAUUUUGCGUGUGACUUGUUGCGGUUGGAGGGAGGCUUCCAGGGGAAGAUUGGUGCUGCAUAACGAGGCCCACCUAGAAGAAAAAGCCUUUGUCGUGUCAUCCUCUCCACACUGUUUACCCCCCAAAUCCAUCACUGAGGUGAGGAGCGUGGAGUCCAUUUUCAGCGCUCAGGUAAAAAUGCGCGCAUUUUCUCUGAAGUUGGCCUGCGGCGGGCGGGCAAGCCAGAAAAGGCUGACAAUGUCAGAACCCUGCCAUUGCUUUCAUGACCCCUUGUUCAAGUGGCCCCGUAAUAGUGAUGAUAAAGUACGGACGCUGGUGACUGAAGUAAAGAAGGGUGAUGAUCAUCAGGUAAGGGAAGGAGCAGCAUCAUCAUCGAUGAAGGUUUGUAUUGGGAUUGGCGAUGAUGAUCGUGGCCCCGUGAUCAGACAUGGGAAGGCUCUGCUAACAGAGGCACAGCUGUGUGAGCUUCAGCGACAACUGAUUAUAUACAAGUACUCAGCAGCUGGACUUCCUGUACAAGUACUUCCCUUUUGGAAGAGCGUGUCUUCAUCUUUUGGCUUCGUUAAUGGUGGAAUCUGUAGAUUAUAUCCAAGCUGUAUGUCUUCUUUACGCUUCUACUUGUCUUUCUUGGUUUGGUUCAGUCCUCAGGAAUUUGAUAUAAAUAAGAUGGACCCAGAACCAGGGAGGUGUAGAAGAUCUGUUGGGAAGAAAUGGAGGUGUAAGAAAAAUGUGGUUUCUGGUCAGAAGUAUUGUGAGCAGCAUAAGCACGGAGGCCGUCAGUGUUCAAGAAAGCCUGUGGAAGCUUCCCAAACGAUCACUGCUUCUAAUGCAACACCACUGAAAAAUUCAAGCAAGACUUCGCAGAAUCCAAACACCAGUGAUUGCACUUCAACCACUGCAGUUCUCUCAAAUGGCACUCGUAAAAGCCAUAAAAACUAUGGCACCACCUGCUGUAGUGUUGAUGCCAAAAUCAUUGGUUGUACAACCAAAGCUGUUAUUGUGGUUAGUUGCUAGAAAGGCAUUAGUACGAGCUUGAACCUUAGGGGCAUUGCUGGCUGUAUAAAUGCCAAUGCAAUCAUGAUCAACAGCGGUGUUCCCACGGAGACCAUUACCACAGCAACUAUGGGAACUAACAAGGGUGGAAGUAGCAACAGUCACAAGACUAACAGUAUUGCUGAUAGGAAUGUCAAUUGUAGCAACAAUAUUGGUCUGAGGAAUCUGAUCGAUGGAGGCAACAACAAAAACAUAAAAAAUGCCAAAGGUGUCACAUCUCAAGGAUUGAACUUCUCACCAAAGAGUGUUCUUCAAGUUCAAGGAUGUGGCACCUCAUGCUUGAACCGAAGUUAUGUAGAUGUUGAACCAGGGAGGUGUAGAAGAACAGAUAGAAAGAAGCGGCGAUGCAGCAGAGAUAUUGUUCGUAGCGAGAAUUAUUGCAAGACGCACAUGCACAGAGGUGCAAAGAAGCGUGUGGAAGCUCCCUAAUCACCCGCUCUUCUCAGUACCAGCCUUGAUACCUCCACCACUACGGGUUGUCUGCACCUUACUGCAAUCUUGCCCGAGAAGGGGAAUGGUAUAAACUUAACCACUAAUGUUAUCUCCAUUUCUGCAAAUAAUCAACUCGUGACUAAUGAUAAUACUAGUGAUACUACUAUUAGCAGUAGCAGUGACACCACCAUCAGCAACGCCAUAAUCGCUCCCUGCGAAGAUGGAGACUCUUCUUCUUAG
Molecule: messenger RNA, 1764 nt
Organism: Hevea brasiliensis (rubber tree)
Lineage: Eukaryota; Viridiplantae; Streptophyta; Magnoliopsida; Malpighiales; Euphorbiaceae
Product: growth-regulating factor 9
Biological process (GO): developmental process; DNA-templated transcription
Cellular component (GO): nucleus
Source: RefSeq, a predicted model, not a curated record